AUGGAUGCAUCUCAGAUACCUACUCUUAUAUGGGUUCAAAGAAAAGCCGAAGUUGAGUGCGGUGAGGACACUAUCGACAUCGUCUUUCUUACAGAAAGCGUUUUUCAAGGCCGUGUUUACGUUGUUGGUCAUUCCAAUGAGGAUCAAUGUGUUUCACGAGAUACUGGCCGACGGACAACGUCGAUUUCAAUACGAAAAGACCAAUGUGGAGUCGUUACAACUCGAUCUCAAAGCCCAGCUGGCUUAUUCGUAAAUGUAAAAGUAAUGAUAUCGUUUCAUGAAGAAUUUAUCACGAAGGUUGAUAGGGGUUACGAAAUCAGUUGCUUUUAUAUGGAAGCAGAUAAAACUGUCACAUAUCCACUAACUGUUUCGAUGCGUUCGCUAGAACCCUUCACAGAACUGGCAGAAAUGCCACGUUGUCGAUAUGAAGUCGUCGAUCCAAUUACGAUGCAACCAUUAAAUAUAGUAUCUGUUGGAGAUAAACUACUUCAUAAAUGGAUUUGCGACUCAACUGCUCCAAGUUUGUGGUGUAUGACGGUUCAUUCAUGUUUUGUUGAAGAUGGGUCAGGCACUCAAUUUGUCAUUCUUAAUGAUGAUGGAUGUGCUAUCGACAAAUAUUUGCUUGAUAAUUUGGAAUAUGGUCCGGGCGAUCUCCAAGCACAGAAAGAAGCACAUGCGUUUAAAUUCGCAGAUCGAGUCGUUGUCAACUUCCAGUGUUCAAUCAGACUUGAUAUCAGGGAUGGUGAAUGUCCUCACCCACAAUGUCGCGAUUUAAGUACGAAAAAAAGGGCACUAAAAAGGCGAGCAUUAAAUGAUAAUAUGAUUAUCAAUGAGGGUCUCGUUGAAGUUGAUGUUCGAGCUCAACAACUUGACGUACUUGACCCACAGAUUGGUUAG
Messenger RNA from Dracunculus medinensis (Guinea worm), 897 nucleotides. NCBI's taxonomy places the organism in Eukaryota, Metazoa, Nematoda, Chromadorea, Rhabditida, Dracunculidae. The record is from the annotation of a GenBank genome assembly.